GCUGAUUUUGGCAAGUUUGUGAGUUGUUAAUUGGGUUCCAGAUUCCAUUUUUUUUAUUUUUUAUUUUUUAUUUUUUUUAUUUUUACAUUGAUGACUUAAAAAAAAAAAAAAACAGUUGAAUUGUUGUUAAAAAAAAAAAAAAGUGCAUAAAAUUUUGAAUUGAUGAUUUAAAAAAAUAUAUUUGUCAUUAAAGUAGGGUUAUUGAUUUUGGACUACUUCCCAUAUAUUUCAAUCUUAAGAAAUGACUCGUGUUUCUUCUUCCAAACGUUUCAAACCCUCCAAAGAGACUCCCAAAGUUGUGUGGCGCAACAAACGUCUGGAUUUUGAGACUACCUUCGACAUUGAAGGUACGUUUCGCCACAAUGACGCGACUGAAUGGGCGGUGUUAGAAUUUGAAAGGAGGCGUUUGUCCUGCCUUUUUAGACCAGCUGCAGAGGUUGUCUAUCCCCGUAUUGUGCGCCUGUUUUAUCAGAAUAUGGAAUGGUUUAGUGAUGCACCGGACAUAUUAGUUACAACCAUUGAUGGUGUCCGAAUUCACUUUGGUGUCUUGGACAUAGCCCAGGCAUUAGGGUGUCCACAUUUGUGCCCCACUGACUUGCUAGCAGAGAAUGGGGAGCUACGUUUUGGCAAAUUCUUGAAAAAACCUACUGUGCAUUCUAUUGUUAAAGAUAUGUGUGACGGGAAGUAUGGUGACAAGAAGAAGAAGAAUUGUGCCAGCAAGUCCUCACUACCUAAGGAUAUGUGGUUUUUCGAUCAGGUUCUGAAACGGAAUGUUUUUCCAAUAGGUCAUAAGGUACAGCGGGGACAGGAGUUCUUAAUAGCGUUGUAUGCUACCCACACUGGAACAUGGUUUUCUGUUCCAGCUUUCGUCUUUAACCAGAUGCAUAAAUACUGGAAGCAUUUAGUGGCGAGUGGGGAUCCAAAUGCGAAAAAAUGGAAACUUCCGUUUCCGUAUCUUAUUACGCAGCUCCUUGUCCUUCGGCGCUUCGUGGUUGAUAAUGAUGAGAUCUCUGAGGCUCCACGGGUGACUUUUAGGCUAGCACAGUGGAACUUAAGCCUUUCUCAUAUGCCUAGUGCCAAGAAGGAAGGUGAUGGCAUGGUAGCAGGUACUAAAGAGGACGUGAAUACCCUGGUUGAGGACGUUGUUGGGAGGUCUGAGGAGCAGAUUGCUGAUGGUGCUACUUAUGAGAUAGCACCGGCUGUGUCACCACAUGCAAAGGAGUCUGUAGGGGUGACUAGGGCAGAGUUGAAUGCCAUUGUGGGGCAGUUGAGGACCGAGUUGGCUGAAUCUCGAGAGCAGCAUAGAGUCGAGCAUGCUGAGCUUAUACAGCAGCACACCACUACCCAGCGCAUGCUACGAGAUCUAUAUGAGAUUGUUUCAUCGAGUCUCCCACGCACUUCCACAUUGCCACCUGAUGCAUGAUUUCUUUUGUCUGUUUUAAGCUGUUCAGAUUUUUUGCAAAGUAUCAUUCCGUCUUGCUAGAGACGUUAAACUUAGCCCAUUAUUUAUUUAUUUAUUUAUUUUCUAGGUUGUAUAUACAUGUUUUUUUUCUUUAUUUCUUUUAAAAUAAAAUUAAAAAAAAAAAAAACAAAACAAAGCAAACAAAAAAAAAAUAAUAAUAAAAAAUAAAAAAUUUCAAAAAUAUGUGUUCCCGUUAUGCCCUUCUGCUUAGUUAUGCAUGUUUUCAUCUUUUACAAAGGACUUGAUAUCAUAUCUCUUUACAUCUUAUUCUAUAUUGUUUUAGAAUGUAUGCUUUACUUAUCCCAUUUGAUAUUUGAUGUGAGUUGCUAGUGUGGCUUUUCUAGUAGGUUUUUGCAUCCAAGUUUAGGGGAGACCUCUUUCGUCAUGGAUCAUUACCGGGCGUCAUUAACUUUUGCUAUCACGGGCAAUAAAGUUAAAAUGAGCUAAGAACGGUCCAAUUAAGCCUUUUUGGAGUUAAGCAAAGAUUUUCAGAAAAUGGCAUAAAGCGGUCAAUCUCGGGCCUUUGAUGAUGUUCCCAAAGAUGGAGAAGCAAACCAAAUAGCCCAGGGCAAAAAUGGAGCUGAAUAAGGCUUAAAGGAAUUUUCCAACUCUGGGGGAUCGAUCCCCCAGGGUGGGGGAUCAAUCCCCCAGGACUUGGCAACAUUGCAUAUUUUUAUUUUAAUGUUUGGGCUUAUUUUGUAACCUAGUGGGCUUUAAUAGGUUUAUUACUUAAGCCCAGUGAGGCCCAUUGUUUUUAGGGUUAGUAUUUAUUAGUUAAGUGAUUUAUUAUUUGGGGAAUUAAGUUUUGAUUAUUAUUUUGAAUCUGUAUCGUGAUAUCGUUCUCUCUGGAAGAAAACGAAAGGAAGAAAAAAAAGCGAGGGUUUCAAGAAUAUUUUUUUUUACAGAGGCUUUGUCUACAGUUGAAGGAAGAAGAAGAAGGGCCAAAAGAUGGAGAUAGGACUUGUUGACACCAUGAUCAUCUCCUCCAUGAGCUAGUUCUUCACUUAGGGCUUGGAUGAGCCCUAAGUUCAUGUAACCCUAACCUUUGUAUUUCUUUUCUUGGGGAAUUAUUAUGUUGUAAUUAAAUUGUAUGGCCUUGCGAUUUCUUAAUAUAUACAUGCUUGAUUUGAUAAA
This is a messenger RNA of Cornus florida, 2596 nucleotides long. RefSeq lists its product as uncharacterized. The coding region runs from base 242 to 1423 and encodes 393 amino acids. NCBI's taxonomy places the organism in Eukaryota, Viridiplantae, Streptophyta, Magnoliopsida, Cornales, Cornaceae. The transcript is spliced from 2 exons. The record is from RefSeq and is a predicted model, not a curated record.